Talaromyces marneffei is the source of this 570-nucleotide messenger RNA. RefSeq lists its product as uncharacterized. NCBI's taxonomy places the organism in Eukaryota, Fungi, Ascomycota, Eurotiomycetes, Eurotiales, Trichocomaceae. The record is from RefSeq and is a predicted model, not a curated record. Bases 1 to 570 code for a protein of 189 amino acids. The transcript has 2 exons.
AUGAUCGGUUUCCUCGAUCUCCCUGGAGAGAUUCGCAACUUGAUCUAUGAUCACCCGCUCAUGUUUCAGGAACCAAUUGUCCCAUGGGCAAAAGAGCAGGCACUCCCUAUCAGCCUUUUUUACACAAACAAGACCAUAUACCGGGAAUUUUGCUCAUUAUUCUAUUCGCGAAUCACAUUCAACUUCACCUCACAUGAACUCGGCCAUGAAGAACACCAAUGUCCUGCUCGUUUAACCAAACAGGUAACAUCAUUUCUCGAUCAAAUCGGUCAAAACGCGAAAUAUAUCGAGAGCAUCAAGCCCGACUUCCCACCGCAGGAAAUACGGGAUCUCGGGUGGGAGGUUGAAUUGGUUGACCCGCUUGACUCUCAAUGGAUGAUCGAUGAUGAUGAACACGAUGACGACGAUGAAGAUGUUGAUGAUGCCAAGGACGACUAUGAUUAUUAUGAGAGCUACGAAGAUGAUGAAUACGGUGACGAAGACGACUACUAUGACUAUGAGAGUCACGAGGAUGAGGACGACGAGGACGAGGACGACGGUAGUGGCGACGGUAGUGACGGCGAGGAGUAA